AUGAAAGAAAAUAAGUGUGGUAACCCAUCAGAUGAGAGCCUAAUAGGCUGCUGGGUAUGCCGGGGCCUUAGACUGACGGCUUCGGCUUCUCGGCUGUCUGAUGCAGCUGUCACCAUGUUGGACUGGUGCAUAGAAAUACAGCUGCCUGCUCGAGCGGACACCUCUAAGAGGACGGUUCUCAGUUACCAAAAGGAACAGGGCUCCUCACCCAGUCAGCUUGCCCCUUUUCUUCUUGGGAAACAAAUGCUCCGUCCUUCUUGGUACCUUCUUCCCACCACAGCCAUGGCCAUCGCCAGUCUGCAUCUGGGUUGUGAUUUAAUCCAGACUUUAGUACAAGGAGGACUGCUCUCUCAGUGGAACCUCCUGCCAGGGUCCGUCAGCGGCCCCACAGCUGUGAGGCUGCCUCGGUCGCCGCCGCUCAAGGUGCUGGCGGAGCAGCUGCGGCGCGACGCGGAGGGCGGCCCGGGCUCGUGGCGGUUGUCGCGGGCGGCGGCGGGCCGCGAGCCGCUGGAGCUGACGGCCGUGUGGAUGCAAGGCACUGUGGUGGAGGCCGGCGGCGGCGAGGCGCGGCUGCGGGACCCAAGCGGGUCCUUCUCGGUUCGCGGCCUGGAGCGGGUGCCGCGCGGGCGGCCCUGCCUCGUCCCAGGAAAGUAUGUGAUGGUGAUGGGAGUGGCUCAGGCCUGCAGCCCCGAGCCCUGCCUGCAGGCUGUGAAGAUGACAGAUCUUUCAGAUAAUCCCCUCCAUGAAAGCUUGUGGGAGCUGGAAGUGGAAGAUUUACACAGGCAUAUAUAUUCCUUAGAUGAUGUUGGAACCGGUGAUAAAAAAAACAACUGAAGUUAUGGAACAACUUGCAUUCUUACCAUGUGGAUUUCAUAGACAUCACUCGAUAUAUAUUUCUCAAAGGUUAAUCAGAAAGCUUUGCUCUGAGGAGUCCAGAUGCAGGACCGCUAAAUGCUGGGACACUCUGGUGAACUCAGCCCCUGCUGCCCUUUGCUUUGACUGUUUGCUGAUGAAAAGCAGAUGUUUUGUUCUCUCUCUCUCUCUUUUUUUUUUUUUUUUUGCUCUCUCUGUGUUAAUUCUGUCUCCCUGAAGCACACAGAAACCUCAUGGUGCAUUUUCCAAGUUUUACAAGUGAUGAUGCUUUUUCCAUUACCACCGCGGCCCUGUUUUACGAGGCCGAAUUUGAACCUCAGUCACGGCCCGUGGAGAUGAAAAGCGUGGUUAUGGGCAGGAAAAGAGGCUGCGUGAAAAAGGAAUGACCUCAUGGCCCCGCGUCUCCUCCAUCCACAGCUUCCAUAUCCAGCCUGCAAGUCAAACAGCAUUUUCUGACUGCAGGCUCUGGGGCCUCUCAGAGACAGCCCUCUUCCUGCCUCAGAUGCCACUCAGCCCUAAACGUGAGGUCCCUUCUCCGCAGAGCUGGACAUGGAUGCCUGCCCUUCUUCCUUCCACUGGGGAUGUUGAAACACCCUCAGAACUUCUUGUUGAAACAAAAAUCAAGAUGAAGAAUGACUUGCAGGCAUGAACUAAACUUCUGCCUCAUAACUUUUGAUGAGACACCAGGAGGGGCAGCCUGCUGGUUAGGUAAGAGUCUUCGCGGUGUUUUCUGUAGGGAAUGGAGUUUGGUUGUGAUUGUAUUGAAUGUUGGGUGGCUGCUCUCUGCUUCUUACCCAAUCUUCACUUUUCCUUAGAUUUUAAAUGUCAAGGGAGGGAGGGGGUCAGGUUUUGUUCCCCAUUGCUGUAGGCUUUUGCUGGAGUUGAUUUUUAACCACCAAUAAAUUGUUUCCUAUGCUG
Molecule: messenger RNA, 1791 nt
Organism: Capra hircus (goat)
Lineage: Eukaryota; Metazoa; Chordata; Mammalia; Artiodactyla; Bovidae
Product: recQ-mediated genome instability protein 2-like
Exons: 3
Coding region: 1-834 (277 amino acids)
Biological process (GO): maintenance of rDNA; regulation of sister chromatid segregation; negative regulation of double-strand break repair via homologous recombination
Cellular component (GO): cytosol; nuclear speck
Source: RefSeq, a predicted model, not a curated record